Malaya genurostris is the source of this 2595-nucleotide messenger RNA. RefSeq lists its product as uncharacterized. The coding region runs from base 1263 to 2447 and encodes 394 amino acids. The transcript is spliced from 4 exons. NCBI's taxonomy places the organism in Eukaryota, Metazoa, Arthropoda, Insecta, Diptera, Culicidae. The record is from RefSeq and is a predicted model, not a curated record.
GGCGGCGAUGGUUCGGUUAACAGCUCGCAUUGGAUUAUCGGGCAGCAACCACAACAGUUUCCAUUCAACACUCACGCGGUGGAGACAGCGAGUGGCAUUUGUGUUUGCCGUCGAGGAAGCACAACUCGCCGGAAAUUAACCAUACCCGCUCUGGCCAGUACUUGUAACAGAAACUAGUGUCGUUUUUUCAGCAUCUUCUUCUAGUAGUUGACCACUCUUUCACCCACCCACUGGAGUGAGCCGAGUCGUAGUAGUGUGGAAAGCGGUUUUCAUUUUUUUGUUCAUUGCUACCAGUGACUGUGAAUUGAUUUAUUUUGUGCGUAUCAGUCUGCACGUUUUUUUUUGUGAAAAGCUAACUGCUUUCAGUCUGUUGUAAUGUUUUCUUUUCUUUUUGAAUUGCCAUUAAAGUUGUGUGAUGAUCUUAUUACAUAUUUUAGAGAUUAGGUAUUUUUCCUUGAACGUGCAUAAUUGAAGCGAAGUUGUGAGGAACGAAUAGUGUGAAGUGAAGUGCUUUUCUUUGAUAAAUUGUUCGGAUUCGGUGAAGGCAUGAACGCUUCAAACCGUUUGGAGAAAAUUUUCCGGUUGAUUUUCAAUGCUUCGAAAGUGAUAAUAUUGCGUUAUUCAUGUGUAUGCUGAUCUGUGUCUAUUUUUCCCUAGCAGAGUUCAUCCUUGGAGAAAAUGAAAUGUUGAUGAAGUUUUAUUAAAAUAUAAAUAAGCGAAGAAUGUUUAGAAACGGUUUGAUACAAAAGCAUGUCAGAGAAGUGUUCGAUUUGUAAUUGGAUGUUGUUUAAUUGAUGAGCAAAGCUGGUGUCGUGAUCGCUUUGCUAAGCAGAAAAUUGACCAACAUCAAUCGAUAGAAACGAGAAGAUUGUUUCAAAAGACGUUGGACGCCGUGAAUGUUUGUGUUUCGCGACAAGCUGCAUUUCGUCAAAGAUCUGAAAACGAUACGGCAAAAUUUUGUAGAAAUAAAAAGGCAAUAUUAGCCGAUUUAUAACGACGAAUGAAACACCCAACCGCAAAGUUUAUGGGCAUACUAAACGCAUGGUAACGAACAGAUUCACAAUAAUAGCCGACAGAAAUGUGUAAACCGUUCAGUAUCACUUGACAAACUGAAUAAGUAAACAAGUUUUAGUCAACACUCCAAAGCCGAAUAUUUCGCGGACCGGACCUGCGUGAAUCACAUCGAGCUAAGCGUUGAAUCCGUCGAACCAGGAAACGAGAACGUGUUAAAAACGCGAGAAAACCGAACCAUUCGGAUCAAAAUGCCAGCAUACACGGGAUUUGAUACUUAUGCGUCCUCUCGACGAACCGCCGAAUCGAUUUACUACUCGGCCAAGGAAUUUGAUUCCGCCGACGAUUCCGAUUGUAUGCGAUCACCACAAGCACAUUUCUCCAGGCGAACGAGCCUGGUCGAUCCAAUGGGACCGACAGAUGCAAUUUUCAGUCGGCGUUACGUCGAUCCCUGGGACAUGGAAAACUACGUCUACAUCAGGAAACAAGUAAUCGAUCCAUCACUGGAGUCGGAUGUUGCUCCCUCGCCGGCCGGUGUUCCAAUCCAAUCAAAGUUUUACUAUGUACCGGGAGAUUUGGAAAGCUGUCGCGAGUGCAGUGCCGAAAUUGUCAGUCCUGUCAAGGAAGAUUUAAUCGAUGAUGAUUUGGGCGAUGACGAUGAUGGCGAUCCGGAACAGGAUGCAGCCGACGAUAUCGAUGAUGAUGAUGAACUGGAAGCCGACGAAUUGGAUGAGGAUGAUGACGGAUUUUAUACUGAGCGAUACGACACGGUGAUGGAGGAGGAUAGCAUUGGAGGAGAUGACCGUGUUUAUAGCUCCUAUACUGAUCUGGAAACUUCCUCAACAGAACACCCGAGCUCAUGCGAUAGUCCGAUGUCUGCUCUACGUCUGCACACACCUGGUUUCGGCAAAAGCGCGACCAACCGACGUCCAAUCGUUCUGCCCAAACCGCUACCCCAACUUGAAUUUCCAGGCCCGCCAUCGUACGACUACUAUGAACCCAGCUGCUGCUACAUGCCGCUACCGCCGCCUAUUCCACCUCACCAUAUGUCUCUGCUGGAAUCGCCAGGCGCCCCAGCAAGUAUCAGUGGCGGAGGGAACUACUAUACGGUGAACGAUUGCUUUGAGUGUGCCCGCCAAGAGGUGGAACAUGUGCCACUGUACGCCACCAGUCGUCAAAGUCCAAUGCGUAGGCGCUCCCGCAGCGUAAGCGUUGUCAGUAUGAGUAUGGGCAGACGACCCAGUCAAAUAAGCAUUGCUCCAACGUUGAUAGCAGCACCACCGGUUCCGGUGGAUCCGUCAACGGCGGUUUCGAUAGCGGCUACCAAUGCUAAUGUAUGUUACACUCCGCAACAUUUCAGUCUUAGCAAGAAGGGUCUGCUGCAGAUCGAUUACUCAUGCAACUGGGACAACCUGGAUCGGUACAUUGCGAAAUAAGGAUUCAUAAUUGUAAUCGCUCAAAUUUAGAAACCAUGCUCAAUUUAUUUAGUAAUAAAAUAAACAUGAGGCAGGUACCGGUACUCACACGAUUAUCUAGACAUAUAAGUAUGUUAUAUUUUUUUUCGAAAAAGCAAUUUGUAAAUAA